Molecule: messenger RNA, 1649 nt
Organism: Thalassophryne amazonica
Lineage: Eukaryota; Metazoa; Chordata; Actinopteri; Batrachoidiformes; Batrachoididae
Gene: eva1bb
Product: eva-1 homolog Bb (C. elegans)
Exons: 3
Coding region: 574-1065 (163 amino acids)
Source: RefSeq, a predicted model, not a curated record
AUGCAGUCUGCAACCUCACCACUAGAUGACACUAAACCUUACGCGCUGCGGCUUUAAACACACCAACAAACCAGGAGAAGGAGUUCAAUUAAUCCUCGUGCCCACAGCAGCCGGGGAGCUAUUUCCUGUUCCACCCUCCCAGUUUAACAGAGAGCAGACCUCAGUGUGGUCAGUUCACAGUCGGCAGAGUUCACGUCUUCCUCAUCGGGAGAGGAGCUGACCCACACGUCCAGAUUUAUUUUUUAAAUUUGAAUAAGUGAGGUUCCGGUGUUGCAUUUUGUGUUGGAUGAUAAAUUCACACGUGCCCCGCCCAAACCCCCACAAGAAAAGGAAACACAUCCUGCUUCCGAGCCGUCUGAAGCGUUUGAGGCUGGUCCUCCCUCCGAGGAUGAGCAGGAGUGAAUCAUAGCUGCUCCUCUGACUCUGAACUUCUCAGCGAUGGGAUAUCAUCUGCAUGACGGCUGACAGACUCCAAAUAUCUGUGCCAUUCCCAAACCCUGCAGCUCUAAUCCAAGACUGAGCAGGCGCUGCUGUGGGUGGAAGGUUGAGCGAAUCCUGACCUCUGAACCCAGAAUGGAGCCCGUUAAGAGCGACAUGGAGCUGCUCAGUAACAGCAUGGCAACCUUCGCUCACAUCAAAGCCAAUCCAGAGAGCUUUGCCCUCUACUUCAUGAUGGGUGUCUGUUUUGGACUGCUGAUGGCGCUCUGCCUCUUGCUGGCAGGUUUCUCCUGCAGGACUCGCGGUCGCAGCAGGGCUCCCCGUUCAACUGAGAAAAGACAGCUUAAGGCGUCGAGCGUGGAAGACGAGGAGGAGGAGGAGGAGGAGAGCAUCGAGGACAACGAUGGAGAGGAGCUGGCCAAAGCGAUGGCGGGCCCCAUGAACGAGCACGGCAGUCACUCCAACAGCACUCUGAGGAGCGUAAAUGUCUUCACGUCAGCCGAGGAGUUGGAGAAGGCGCGGCGUCUCGAGGAGAGGGAGCGCAUAGUCAGGGAGAUAUGGAGAAAUGGGCAGCCGGAUAUCCUGGUGACCGGGACGGGGACCAUGGGCCGGGUGCACUACCACUAACUGUUCUCCAAAGCAGUCCACGCCACAGACUGCACGGGUCAGCAGUGAGAACACAGGCCACUGCCAAGACCUGACAUUCCGCCAGAUCUGGACAUGAAGAGUUUUACUCAUCUGUGCUUUGAGGCAUUGAAAACUAGCACAUAAUCCACGGCGUCCUGGGCCAAUGAUGAUAAGCUAACCCCUGACAAGGGAUGUUUUCUGCAGAGGGUUUUAAAGUACAUAUCAUUAGUUUUGAUCUCUGACCCCAAUGUCAAUAGGCUUCUUGGGGUCACCAUGUCUAACAAACAUACCAGGUUUUGGUGAUAUUGAGGCAAUAGGAAAGAAGUUAUUGUGCUGACGAAAUUUUAACAAAGUGCACUCCAGUGAAAUUGACCUUUUGACCUUGAAUUCAGUAUGCUUCUUGGGCAGAAUAUACUGAACAGACCUGCCAAGUUUGGUGACAUUCAGGCCACUGAAACCGAAGUUAUCGCACUCAAGUCACGUUGCAUGACUGAGUGAAUCCACACACACUGACGUCUAGCCGGUUUGCUAUGCUGCGGUAAAAAAAAAAAAAAAAAAAAACCACCAGCUCUCAUUUAGUAUAA